GUUUUGUAGUUAAACAUCCUUUUUAUCCGUACUGCGUCCCGUUCAUUUUCAUCACUCUGAUUUAAAAAUCUUGGUUAUCUGAUUCAAAAUAAAGAGUUAUCUGAUUUAAAAUAAACAGGAAGAUGGAUUGCUUAAAAAUAUUUAUUUAUUUCUGUUUCAAUCAACUAAUUAGUGUUUUGUAAAUGUACUUACUACAUGGUCUAAAGAUGUUUUAAGCACCAUAAACAUUAAUUUGUAAUGUUUUUAUAGUUUAAAAUGCCCAGCUGGAUAUCAUUACGUAGGCAUUUUAAUUUAAAAUUGUUUAUUUACAUUAUUUGCCUUUGUUUACCUGUAAUUUUAUCUCCAUUGGCUACUUCUUCUCAGAAGGAAGCAAGAUGUUCCUACGUCAUCCUGUUGGUAGCCACUUAUUGGCUUUUAGAACCAGUACCAAUAUCCGCAACAGCCCUCCUACCUGUUGUAUUGUUUCCAAUUCUAGAUGUUGUUGGCUCAGCUGAUAUCUGUUUGAAUUAUUUGAAGGAGUCAUUCAUGAUGUUUAUUGGUGGACUACUUAUGGCUAUUUCUGUAGAAGAAUGCAGGUUGCACGAAAGAAUUUCUUUGAAGAUAUUGAUGUUCAUGGGGUCUGAUAUAAAAUGGCUCAUGUUGGGCUUUAUGAUGACAACUGCGUUUUUAUCCAUGUGGAUCAGCAACACGGCGACAACUGCAAUGAUGAUCCCGAUUGUUGAAGCAGUACACAAAAAGAUCUCCAUACCCAUCAGCAAUGACAUUGCUUUAGAGGAAAAUACAGAAGCAUAUGUUUCAGAGGUAUCAACUGAAAACAAAGAAGUGGAAAACGCGUCAAAUGAGGAGAUUCCAAAUAAUGAGAAUCUUCAACAAAGAAAUUCUUCAAUUAAAACUGUAUUGCUGUUGUGCGUUUGUUACUCUGCAAAUAUUGGUGGAACAGGAAGUCUAACAGGAACGGGAACCAAUUUAGUUAUCAAAGUGUUAGUCGAUGACUUGUAUCCGGAAAGUGAUGAAAUAACAUUCGGUUCUUGGAUAGUUUAUAGUUUACCUGGAGUAAUCAUUUGUGUUUCAAUAGGUUGGUUUUAUCUGUGGCUGAUUUAUUUUAAAUGUUCGAAAUCUUAUCACAGAAUAGCUUCCAAGCAAACAAUACAAGAUGUCAUAUCCAAAAAAUAUAAGGAGCUUGGAUCUAUUCGGUUCCAUGAGGCCGAAGUUAUAGUGUUGUUCUUGUUGUUGGUACUGCUGUGGGUGUUUAGAGACCCUAAAUUUGUAUCAGGUUGGCAAAAUCUGAUUAGUUUUGAUAAGAAAAUUGGAGAUUCGGUACCUGCUAUAGCUAUUGCUUUUCUCCUGUUCUUUUUACCUUCCGAUAUCAGAAAUUUAGAUAGUCCUCGCAUACUGGAUUGGAGAAGAGCGCAAUCAAAAUUACCAUGGGGUGUUAUAAUACUAUGUGGAGGAGGAUUUGCUUUAGCUGAUGCUGCUCAGAGAUCAGGAUUAUCAAAACUUGUCAGCACUCAACUAUCUCCCCUUCAAGUACUACCUCCAAUCGCCAUUGUCACAGUAGUUUGUCUCAUGUCCACAAUGCUUACAGAAAUUUUAAUGAACACUACAACAGCCACAAUCCUAAUGCCUGUUUUCAACCAAAUG
This is a messenger RNA of Parasteatoda tepidariorum (common house spider), 1641 nucleotides long. The record is from RefSeq and is a predicted model, not a curated record. NCBI's taxonomy places the organism in Eukaryota, Metazoa, Arthropoda, Arachnida, Araneae, Theridiidae.